UGCACUGACAGCUCGGAGGAAAAAAAAGAAUCCACAAAACGGGGAGCUUAUGAGAAGCCAUUACUUACAAUAACUCAGCGAAGGUUUUUAGGACAGCCCCGAAUCCUUACAAGGCUCGUGGAGGAACUGGUUUACGCACCAGUAGUAGGCUAGUUGAAGUGGACUAGUUUUCUUGGCGGAGGUGCGGAGUUUAUGAUUCAGGAUUCAGGAUUGGUGUAGGAGGGCUACUGAAUGGGAGCAGUCACUGGAUUCGUGAUACCAACGCAAGCAAACCAGACCACCUACUGCCCAUCAUAUCUGACUUUUGGGGACGUUUAGGGCACAAACAGAACAAGAUCACCGCUAUUCCUCCUUCUGUCCCCUUCCCCUUUCCUUUCUCACGGAUUCUUCAGAAAGAUAAAUCCUCCAGACAUGGCUCAGAUACUGCCGAUACGAUUUCAGGAACAUCUGCAGUUGCAGAACAUGGGCGUGAACCCAGCCAACAUUGGGUUCAGCUAUCUGACCCUGGAGUCGGACAAGUUCAUCUGCAUCAGAGAGAAGGUGGGCGAUCAGAACCAGGUGGUGAUCGUGGAUAUGUCCGACCCCACUAACCCAAUCAGGAGACCAAUCUCUGCCGACAGUGCCAUCAUGAAUCCCGCCAGCAAGGUCAUUGCCCUGAAAGACGCUGCCAAGACGCUGCAGAUCUUCAACAUUGAGAUGAAGAGUAAGGUGAAGGCUCACACUAUGACAGAGGAGGUCAUGUUCUGGAAGUGGAUAUCGGUAAACACUGUUGCCUUGGUGACGGAUACGGCUGUCUUUCACUGGAGCAUGGAGGGGGAUUCCCAACCCAACAAAGUGUUUGAUCGGCACGCUAGUCUGGCGGGAUGUCAGAUCAUCAACUACAGAACUGACGAACAACAGAAGUGGCUACUGCUGAUAGGGAUUUCUGCACAGCAAAACCGUGUGGUUGGGGCGAUGCAGCUGUAUUCUGUUGACAGGAAAGUGUCCCAGCCCAUUGAGGGCCACGCCGCUGCCUUCGGGGAGUUCAAAGUGGAGGGAAAUGCCAAACCCUCCACCCUUUUCUGCUUUGCUGUGCGCUCACAGGCUGGGGGAAAGUUGCACAUUAUUGAAGUUGGUCAGCCAGCUGCAGGAAACCAGCCAUUUGCUAAGAAAGCAGUGGAUGUGUUCUUCCCUCCAGAGGCUCAGACAGACUUUCCUGUAGCUAUGCAGAUUGGUAAUAAGCACGGUGUAAUAUAUUUGAUCACAAAGUACGGGUACAUUCACCUGUAUGACCUGGAGUCUGGAGUGUGCAUCUACAUGAACCGAAUCAGUGCAGAGACCAUCUUUGUAACCGCCCCUCAUGAAGCCACCUCUGGAAUUAUUGGGGUCAACAAGAAGGGACAGGUGUUGUCAGUGUGUGUUGAGGAGGAAAACAUUGUCAACUAUGCCACCAACGUCCUGCAGAACCCUGAUCUAGCCUUGAGGAUGGCUGUGAGGUCCAACCUUGCUGGGGCUGAGGAGAUUUUUGCCAGGAAGUUCAACACUCUGUUUGCCCAGGGAAGUUAUUCAGAAUCUGCAAAGAUUGCUGCAUCAGCACCCAAGGGUAUCCUACGGACGGCAGAAACCAUCCGUAAGUUUCAGAGUGUCCCGGCCCAGCCAGGUCAGGCCUCGCCACUGUUGCAGUACUUUGGUAUUCUGCUGGACCAGGGCCAGCUUAACAAGUUUGAGUCUCUGGAGCUGUGCAGGCCAGUCCUGCAGCAGGGCCGCAAGCAACUACUGGAGAAAUGGCUGAAGGAGGACAAGCUGGAGUGCUCAGAGGAGCUGGGAGACCUGGUGAAGGCCUCUGACCCCACCCUCGCUCUUAGUGUGUACCUCAGAGCUAACGUGCCCAACAAGGUCAUCCAGUGCUUCGCUGAGACGGGCCAGUUCCAAAAGAUAGUGCUGUAUGCUAAAAAGGUUGGCUACACCCCAGACUGGGUGUUUUUGCUGAGAAAUGUAAUGCGUGUCAGUCCAGACCAGGGACUGCAGUUUGCCCAGAUGCUGGUCCAGGAUGAAGAGCCGCUGGCCAACAUCAACCAGAUUGUAGAUGUAUUCAUGGAGGGCAACCUGAUCCAGCAGUGCACCUCCUUCCUGUUGGAUGCUCUAAAGAACAACCGCCCAGCCGAAGGACACUUACAUACACGUCUGCUUGAGAUGAACCUCAUACAUGCCCCCCAGGUAGCAGAUGCAAUCCUGGGGAACCAGAUGUUUACGCACUAUGACCGUGCCCACGUUGCUCAGCUGUGUGAGAAGGCAGGUCUGCUGCAGAGGGCUCUUGAACACUACACCGACCUGUAUGAUAUCAAACGAGCCGUGGUGCACACACAUCUGCUCAACCCUGAGUGGCUGGUGAACUUCUUCGGCUCUUUAUCAGUAGAAGACUCGUUGGAGUGUUUAAGGGCCAUGUUGUCGGCUAACAUCAGGCAGAACCUGCAGCUGUGUGUCCAGAUAGCAUCUAAGUAUCAUGAGCAGCUGGGGACUGAGGCAUUAGUGGAGCUCUUUGAAUCCUUCAAGAGUUAUGAGGGUUUGUUUUACUUCCUUGGGUCGAUUGUGAAUUUCAGCCAGGAGCCUGACGUUCACUUUAAGUACAUCCAGGCUGCCUGCAAAACAGGCCAGAUCAAAGAAGUGGAGAGAAUCUGUAGAGAGAGCAACUGCUACGACCCAGAGAGGGUUAAAAACUUCCUCAAGGAGGCCAAGCUGACAGACCAGCUUCCUCUCAUCAUUGUGUGUGAUCGCUUUGACUUUGUCCACGACCUGGUGCUCUACCUCUACCGCAACAGUCUACAGAAAUACAUUGAAAUCUACGUACAGAAAGUGAACCCCAGUCGUUUACCGGUGGUGAUAGGCGGUCUGUUGGAUGUCGACUGUGCUGAGGAUGUCAUUAAAAACCUGAUCAUGGUGGUCAGAGGGCAGUUUUCUACUGAUGAGCUGGUGGAGGAGGUAGAGAAGAGGAACAGGUUAAAACUUCUAUUGCCAUGGCUGGAGUCCCGUAUCCACGAUGGAUGUGAGGAGCCGGCUACCCACAAUGCCCUGGCAAAGAUCUACAUUGACAGCAACAACACACCCGAACGCUUCCUGAAGGAGAACACGUUCUACGAUAGCGCCGUGGUCGGAAAAUACUGCGAGAAGAGAGACCCCCACCUGGCCUGUGUGGCUUAUGAGAGAGGACAGUGUGACCUGGAGCUCAUCAAAGUGUGCAAUGAGAACUCUUUAUUCAAGAGUGAGGCUCGAUAUCUUGUGCGACGGAAAGAUCCAGAGCUUUGGGCGAAUGUGUUAGAAGAAAACAACCCCUUCAGAAGACAACUCAUCGACCAGGUGGUGCAGACAGCACUGUCAGAGACCCAGGACCCAGAGGAGGUGUCAGUCACAGUCAAGGCCUUCAUGACUGCGGACCUGCCCAACGAGCUGAUCGAACUGCUGGAGAAGAUUGUACUUGAUAACUCUGUCUUCAGUGAACACAGAAACCUCCAGAACCUGCUGAUUUUGACGGCCAUCAAGGCCGACCGUACUCGUGUGAUGGAGUACAUUAACAAGCUAGACAACUACGACGCUCCAGACAUUGCUAAUAUUGCCAUCAGCAAUGAGCUCUUUGAAGAAGCGUUUGCCAUUUUCAAGAAGUUUGAUGUCAACACCUCAGCCAUACAGGUAUUGAUAGAGCACAUAGGGAACUUAGAUCGUGCCUAUGAGUUUGCUGAGCGCUGUAAUGAGCCUGCGGUGUGGAGCCAGUUAGCCAGAGCUCAGCUACAAAGAGACCUGGUCAAGGAGGCCAUUGACUCGUAUAUCAAAGCCGUUGACCCUUCAGCGUACAUGGAGGUGGUCAACGCAGCCAGCAAGAACAAUAACUGGGAAGACUUGGUUAAAUUCCUUCAGAUGGCUCGAAAGAAAGCGAGAGAGUCUUACGUGGAGACAGAGCUGAUCUUUGCUUUAGCUAAAACGAACCGUCUGGCGGAGCUGGAAGAGUUUGUCAGUGGGCCCAACAAUGCUCACAUACAGCAGGUGGGCGAUAGAUGUUAUGAUGAGGGAAUGUAUGAAGCAGCCAAGCUCUUGUACAACAAUGUGUCCAACUUUGCUCGCCUCGCAUCCACACUAGUCCACCUCGGAGAGUACCAGGCAGCUGUGGACAGUGCGAGGAAAGCCAACAGCACACGUACAUGGAAGGAGGUGUGUUUUGCAUGUGUGGAUGGCGAGGAGUUUCGGCUGGCACAAAUCUGCGGCCUUCACAUAGUGAUCCACGCUGACGAGCUGGAGGACCUGAUCAGCUACUAUCAGGACCGCGGGUACUAUGAGGAACUCAUUGCUCUGCUGGAGGCUGCGCUGGGUCUGGAGAGGGCCCACAUGGGCAUGUUCACCGAGCUCGCCAUCCUCUACUCAAAGUUCAAGCCUCAGAAGAUGAGGGAGCACCUGGAGCUCUUCUGGUCCAGAGUCAACAUCCCAAAGGUUCUUCGUGCAGCAGAGCAGUCUCAUCUGUGGGCAGAGCUGGUUUUCCUCUAUGAUAAAUAUGAGGAGUUUGACAACGCUGCCAUCACAAUGAUGUCUCAUCCGACAGAUGCUUGGAAAGAAGGGCUGUUCAAGGACAUUAUUGCCAAGGUUGCCAAUGUGGAGUUGUACUAUAAAUGUCUUUCCUUCUACCUGGAAUACAAACCCCUCUUUCUGAAUGACCUGUUGACCAUUCUGUCUCCGCGGUUGGACCACAGCCGAGCUGUCACAUUUUUCAGCAAGGUGAACCAGCUGAAGUUGAUCAAGCCUUACCUGAGGUCUGUCCAGAAUCACAACAACAAGUCCGUCAAUGAAGCCCUCAACAACCUGCUGACAGAGGAGGAAGACUACCAGGGCCUGAGAGCAUCCAUCGAUGCCUAUGACAACUUUGAUACCAUUGGCCUGGCGCAGAGGUUAGAGAAACAUGAACUGAUUGAGUUCAGGCGUAUUGCUGCCUACCUGUACAAGGGCAACAACCGCUGGAGACAGAGUGUAGAGCUCUGCAAGAAGGACAAACUCUACAAGGAUGCAAUGCUGUAUGUCGCAGAAUCUAAGGAUGCAGAGCUGGCAGAGACUCUGCUCCAGUGGUUCCUGGAGGAGGGCAGGAAGGAGUGCUUCGCUGCCUGCCUGUUCGCCUCCUAUGACCUGCUGCACCCUGACGUGGUGCUGGAGCUGGCCUGGAGGCACAACAUCAUGGACUUUGCCAUGCCAUACUUCAUCCAGGUCAUGAGAGAGUACCUGACAAAGGUUGAUGAGUUUGCAGCGAAGGUGACGGUGGACAAACUGGAGGAGGCAGACAGCCAAAGGAAAACUGAAGAGGAUGUGACAGAGCCUCAGCCGAUAGUGUUUGGCCAGCAGCUGAUGUUGCCUGCCUCUCCUGCUCCAGUGGCUCCCCAGCCAGCUUACCCAGGCUAUGGCUACCCCGCCGCCCCUGUGGGCUUCCCCGCUCAGCCCGCUUAUGGCUUCAACAUGUAGAGGCCUGACCCUGCCUCUACCACCCCUCUCCCCCUGCACACACUCACACACCUUGGACCUGAACCAGACUGAACCGUGCUGCUCUUGGUCACAACUGGCGGCACAGAGACCCAUGAAACUUAACCGGGCCUUCAUUCCCAAUGAGACUCCACUGAAACUGCAAUAGAAACCCUUCACCUCUACUUCCUCCACACACACUUCAGAAGGACUGGCUGUUGCAAGGCUGUUGGACCAUCCCUCCCUCACUACUCUCUCUUUUCCACUUGGACAUUAUAUCUGCAUCACUGAUCUACACAGCAUGCAGUCACCUCUCAGCUCUUAGAGGAAUUAACAUACCGAAGAUAACAUUAGUGACACCAAACCACUCUGUCCUGUUGCUGUUCCAUGUAGACUUUAUUAACCAUAGAGCAGCUUUUUUUUAUUUUUUCCUAGAGAUUCAGCACUGAUGAGGAAGAGACUUUGUUAUUGAGGAGUGGAGGGGGCAUGCGUGUGUCUCCCCCCUCCCUCCUAAAGCACUGCUACAGCCUUAUGUAGUUUGAUGAGGUGGCAAAACAUGGGCUAAUUUGUUCAUGUUUAAUUUCACAACUGUCUCAUGCUCUGAUUAGAAAGAUGGCUACUGUGCAAUAGUUUUGUUUGUCCUCUCUCAACAGGUACAAAAUGUUUGCUGUAUACGGACUAAGAACACUUGUCUAUGAGGUUAUGGUACUGUCUGUGUAUGUAUGUGUGUGUGUGAGUGUGUGUGUUUAGCCUCUAAAGCCUUUGAGGGAUAUGUCACCAAAACAAGAGACACUCAAUAAAAUGUCCACCCCCUUGCAGCUGCAAACCUUUCGCUGGGUCAGAGCGGUCGAUCUCGGACUCCGGAUAUCUGGAGUUUCAGGAUGCUUGUGACAAAAAGACAAAAGAAAGAAAGGAGGUGAAAUAAAAAAUAAUGCUAUAUGCUGUAGUCUGUGCAUGUGCUGCCAAAUUAUAAUGCUGCAACCAGGAGCACAAUUUUCAUGUUACUCUCAAGUAUAUUAAGUAUUACUAAUGUGUCAAAAACAAAGUGAUGUUCGAUGAAACUUUGUCACCCGACUAACAGAAAGCAGUAAUGAAGCUCUGACAGACUUGAGGAGAUGACAUUAGCUCACAUCCUGGUGCCAGUUGAUUUAAAAAAAAAAAAAAAAAUGAUUCUUCUGAAAACGGUGUAUAAUUUAAGAUGUACUGAAAUACCUAACUAAUCCAAUAAGUCAAAUAUUAUGGAAAUCUAUAUGUACUGUCUAUAGUGUGUUGUUGUAGCCUUAAAAAGCAUAAUGAUUUUUGUAAGAAAAUGACAAAAUGCAAAAACAGCAGGUUAAUAAAUGGCAAAGUCUUGAGGCAAGGCUGCUCAAAGUGGUGACAGUUCAGUUGAUUGUUUACUUCCUGUGUUGUCCGACAGUAUACGAUACACUGAGUUCUGUCCUGCAGUGGUGUCAAUUUUGGAUUUGUCAAAACAGAAAGCAAAAGCCUGAGCUGCACACAAAGCACUACCUUUAUCUGCACAAAAGUCAUGCAUACAGAAAGAGGAAUAAAGUUUACACACAAUG
Molecule: messenger RNA, 7031 nt
Organism: Sander lucioperca (pikeperch)
Lineage: Eukaryota; Metazoa; Chordata; Actinopteri; Perciformes; Percidae
Gene: cltcl1
Product: clathrin, heavy chain-like 1
Exons: 33
Coding region: 412-5469 (1685 amino acids)
Biological process (GO): receptor-mediated endocytosis; intracellular protein transport
Cellular component (GO): clathrin complex; clathrin-coated endocytic vesicle; extracellular exosome
Molecular function (GO): structural molecule activity; clathrin light chain binding
Source: RefSeq, a predicted model, not a curated record